Molecule: messenger RNA, 1032 nt
Organism: Vigna radiata var. radiata (mung bean)
Lineage: Eukaryota; Viridiplantae; Streptophyta; Magnoliopsida; Fabales; Fabaceae
Product: protein DEHYDRATION-INDUCED 19
Exons: 5
Coding region: 190-804 (204 amino acids)
Source: RefSeq, a predicted model, not a curated record
GUGAAUGUUUUAUUGUGUCAGAAGUGAGAGUUGAGAGUGUCAGAAGGCAAAGAAAUGAGUAGCAAAACACGACCACACUAAUCGGAGCAGAUGAAUUGAUGAGUGACGGGAAAGCAUGUCCUUUCCCUUUGGGCUUGAGAAAUCUCUUUUGAUCAUUCAAUCACUCUUUCUCCCUUACAACCAACCAUCAUGGACUUCAUCUUCAGGGCUGCCACUAUUCAUCCCUCCAACCACUUCCCCUCUCUCCAAGCUUCUCGCCUUCACUCAGAUAAAUAUUCAAUGCUAAAUUAUACAGAUGAGGAUGAUGAUGCAAAAUCACUUUUUCAAUGUCCUUUCUGUGACUUCGAGUUUGAUUUUUCUUCAGUCCGUGCUCGUUUGGAAGAGGAGGGUUUUGACCCAAGAUAUAUGACCUGUCCUCUGUGUGAGGAAAUUUUAGGGGAGGAUGCAGUCAGAGUUGCACAGAAUUCAAGCAAGAGAUCUUGGAAGUCUGACAAAUCUAGCAUCUCAUCGAGUGAUACGGUAGUGUUUGACAAGAAACUUCCUGCCAGAGGAAGACAUGAACUGGUGCCUGAUCCCCUUCUGACACCAUUUGUUCGCAAUGUGUCUGUUCCAAACACCAGUGGUAUCCAACCUAGUGAAGUUUUCUCCAGCAGUGGCUCAGACAUUUCCAGUGGAAAGGGGUAUGAUCCUGACAUUUCCAGUGGAAAGGGCUCAGAGACAGACUCGGGAGAUGAAGAGGAUAUUGAAGAGAGAAGGCAGAAGGCAUCUUUUGUUCAAGAGUUGAUGUUAUCAACUUUAUUUUAGGAAACAUGCAUCUAACAACUUAUAGACAGUCUUGCGUUCAGGUAGCGUUGAUUCUUGUAAGAAAAUAACUGCGUUUUGGUAUGGUGCAUGAAUUUAGAAUAGGUAAUCUAAGUGCUGGAUAGUCACAAAAUUGGAUGGUUGCCUCGUUUGCAGGCAUGCAUUAUUGAACAUCUGAACUUAGUUAUGGUAUAUUUUAAAUCUAUAUAUAGAAGUUAAUCUUUUGCAUUA